Messenger RNA from Aspergillus aculeatus ATCC 16872, 1728 nucleotides. Its product is annotated as S53 family peptidase. Bases 1 to 1728 code for a protein of 575 amino acids. Gene Ontology annotation, biological process: proteolysis. The record is from RefSeq and is a predicted model, not a curated record. NCBI's taxonomy places the organism in Eukaryota, Fungi, Ascomycota, Eurotiomycetes, Eurotiales, Aspergillaceae. The transcript is spliced from 5 exons. Gene Ontology annotation, molecular function: tripeptidyl-peptidase activity; serine-type endopeptidase activity.
AUGGUCGCCUUCUCGCGCAUCUCUACCGGCCUGUUGGCCGUGGCCGCCCCUGCUCUGGGCAACGUGGUGCUGGAGAAGAUCCAGGCCGUGCCCAGCAGCUGGUCGCUUGUCGAGGAAGCCGACACCAGCUCGAACAUUACUCUUUCCGUGGCCUUGACGCGUCAGAACCUGGACCAACUUGAGUCCAAGCUGCUGUCCGUCUCCACCCCGGGCCAAAGCACCUACGGCCAGUACCUCGACGCGGACGAAGUCAACGCCCAGUUCCCUCUGGCCGACCACUCGACGGUCAUCUCCUGGCUCACCGAGGCGGGCGUCACCGACAUCUCCCACCAGGGCGGGUUGAUCAGCUUUGCCACCACCGUCGGGACCGCCAACAAGCUGCUCAACACCACCUUCUCCGUCUACGAGAAGGCCGGCACCCAGAAGGUGCGCACCACCCAGUACUCGGUGCCUGACAGCUUGAGCGGGUCGAUCGACUUGAUCGCCCCCACCGUCUUCUUCGGCAAGACGCGCGCCGAGCGCGCUGCCGCCUUCCAGGCCGUGAAGGUGGCCAGACGGUCCAGCAGCGCCAGCCAGUAUAUCACCCCUACCUUGCUCAAGGAGCAGUACAACAUCGACUACACCCCCAAGGCUUCGUCCGGCAGCCGCAUCGGUUUCGGAAGCUUCUUGGGCGAGUCCGCCCUGUACUCAGACCUCGACCUCUUCACCGAGCGCUUCGGUAUUCCGCAGCAGAACUUCACCGUGGAGUUGAUCAACGGUGGCGUCAACAACCAGGAGGAGGACGGAGGUGAAGCCGAUCUGGAUGUGCAGAACAUCGUUGGCCUUUCGCAUCCCCUGCCUGUCGUCGAAUUCAUCACUGCUGGAUCUCCUCCCUUCAUUCCUAACGUACUGGAGACCACGGAUACCAACGAGCCCUACGUGGAAUACUAUGAGUACCUGCUUAACAAGACCAACGACGAGCUCCCGCAGGUUAUCACCAACUCCUACGGUGACGAUGAGGAUACUGUCCCAUAUGCCUAUGCCACGCGCGUCUGCAACCUCAUCGGGCUGAUUGGCCUACGCGGUAUCUCGGUUCUGGAAUCCUCUGGUGAUUCUGGCGUUGGGGAGGCCUGUAUCUCGAACGACGGAACCGACACCGUUCAAUUCACCCCCGAGUUCCCCGGCACAUGUCCCUACAUCACUGCCGUGGGUGGUACCCAGGACAUCCCCGAGAUCGCCUGGGUGGACAGCAGCGGCGGCUUCAGCAACUACUUCGCUCGUCCAUCCUACCAAGCUGACCAGGUCGAGACCUACCUGGACAAGCACCUCUCCAAGGCGGUUAAGGAAUACUACACUCCGUACGUCAACUUUACCGGGCGCGCGUUCCCGGACAUUGCCGCCUAUGGUGGUUCGCCAUACUAUGAAACCUAUGUGAACGGUGAACUCGAGCUCAUCGGCGGUACAUCGGGCGCCAGUCCCGUUGUCGCUGCCAUCAUUGCGCUGCUCAACGACGCUCGUCUGCGCGCGGGGAAGACGUCUCUGGGCUUCCUGAACCCCUGGCUGUACUCCAGUGGAUACAAGAGCUUGAAUGACAUUACCUCGGGUACGGCGGGUGGAUGUGAUGGCAGCUCGGCCGGGACAGGCUACAUCCCGUGGGCCAGCUGGAAUGCCACUGCGGGCUGGGAUCCGACCACCGGCUUAGGAACUCCUAACUUCGCCAAGCUCAAGGCGGCCGUAUUGGCGUUGUAA